GCGAGUCCUGCGGUGGUGGCGAUAGCCGGGCUGUGCAAGAUCAACUGCAGAAGGUUCAGGAGAUUCAGUCCACGAAGUUCGCCUUCGCCGCGCUUUGCAGCAACGGAUCUGUGGUGGCCUGGGGCGAGGCUGCAUCUGGCGGUGAUUGCAGCGCGGUGCAGGAUAGCCUGGAAAACGUGCAGAAGAUCCAGGCUUCUGCUCAUGCCUUUGCCGCACUUCGUCGAGACGGCUCAGUAGUUUCCUGGGGACUGCGAAAGUUUGGUGGCGACAGUCGCAGUGCGCAG
Symbiodinium pilosum is the source of this 284-nucleotide messenger RNA. Lineage: Eukaryota; Dinophyceae; Suessiales; Symbiodiniaceae. The record is from the annotation of a GenBank genome assembly.